Molecule: messenger RNA, 1820 nt
Organism: Paramisgurnus dabryanus
Lineage: Eukaryota; Metazoa; Chordata; Actinopteri; Cypriniformes; Cobitidae
Gene: lim2.1
Product: lens intrinsic membrane protein 2.1
Cellular component (GO): plasma membrane
Molecular function (GO): structural constituent of eye lens
Source: RefSeq, a predicted model, not a curated record
CUGAUACUGACCUCUCAAGCUCACUCAGAGGAAGUAAUGUGUUCAUUACAAUGCAAUUACAGACACUUACAUGCCUCUGAGUGAAGCACUGGGCUACUGAGAGGUGUCUACACCAGUCUCUCGAAUCCAGCUCGACCCUGACCGUUAUGUGUGCGUGUGCAUUAAUGCACGCGUGUUUGUACGUGUGGCCGUAAAUACGUGUGCAUUUGUUUUUAGUCUGCCUGUAGGUGCAGAAUGUACAGCUUCAUGGGAGGAGGGCUGUUUUGUGCAGGAGUGGGCAAUAUACUCCUGAUUGUUUCCACAGCAACAGAUUAUUGGAUGCAGUACCGUCAUUCAAACAACUACAUGCAUCAGGGGCUUUGGAGAUACUGCAUGCCUGGAAAAUGUUUCACACACACAGACAGCAUUGCAUACUGGGAUGCAACAAGAACAUUCAUGAUCUUGUCUCUGUUGGCCUGCUUCAUUGGCAUUGUCAUCGGUAUUAUGGCUUUUAUCCAUUACUCCUCCUUUGACAGGUUUGAUAAAAGCUUUGCUGCAGGCAUUCUGUUCUUCAUCUCAUGCUUUUUUGUGUUUCUGGCCAUGGCUGUUUACACGGGAGUUACAAUAAAUUACUAUGGUAAACGUUAUGGUAACUGGAGGUUCUCCUGGUCCUACAUCAUUGGCUGGGUGUCUGUUGUGCUCACUUUCUUUUCAGGAAUGUUCUACAUAUGUGCAUACCGGAUGCAUGAAUGCCCCAGAAGUCCAAAUCCUCACUAGAAGGCUGGCCAUACCUCCAAUGUUGACUGCCACCAAACACCAUUAGAUCAUGAAAAAUAAAGAUAAAAUGAAAAAUGAUAAAAAGUGUCUAUGAUAAAAUAAAAAAUCAUAGAAAAUAUGUAUACAGGUAUUUUUCAUUGCCUCUAUUAUGAAAAACUGCAUGGUGCCUGUGCAAUAACAACUGAAUUGAUAUUGAAAACAGGCCUACAUGUGCAUUACUUAAAUUGUUUAUUUAUUUUCCUUUUCAGUCAUUAAACAGAAAUAGAUUAUUGGUUUGAUACAAAAAAAUUAAGUGCUAUGUGAUCAUAAUGUUUAAUUUUAAGAUGCCCAAGUGGUUCAAAUGGUGUAAGCAAAGUAUCCAAAAAGAGUAAAGAUAACCAACAACAUUUCCCUGACAUUAAACGUUAAGAUAGUCUAGCAGGUAAAUUGCAGUAUAAGGUGCUGGCGUUAAUGCCACAAGCCUCUUACAGAAACGCGCCGCUUAGGUCUGACGCAGUGGCGUGCUGUCUCCCAAUUUCACUUGAUUAAAUGGCUAUUAAAAGCUGCUUAACUGCCUCUGGGUGGGGAUCCUAUCGACUUCUAAAGUAAAGGCGACUCCAUCACCAUUAGUACAUUUACUUUCGCGUAAAAGCAACUUGUUACCGUGAUUUAUAAGCAGUGUGGGGCGCAGGUGCCAGUCAAUAACUGGUUUCAAUUACAGUGCUCGAAAAUCACAUUACAUCGUUGAGUAAAACAGUCAGCGAUUUAUAUAUAAAUAAAAAACUAAAUGCAUUUGUACUGUAUAUUCUAUACUUUAUUUAUAUGGUGGUCUGUCUUUAUACUGAUUUGUAUUCAGCUGUCAUUGUAUUAGCUAUCACAUCUCUUGCAGUAAACUUUUCAUCUCAAAGUACUAAUUACCAGCUUUCAAGACCGAUAGUGAUGUUCAUUAAAUGACUUGCAACUGAUUAAAGUUCAGUAACACUCAUUUAUUAUAGCCGGGGAAAUCUUCUCCAUUUAAUAACACACAAAAACUACUAAUGAAGCCAUAUUUGAUAUUUUACAAGAAUAAUGUAUUUCCAUGACCA